GGUUUCAAUUCGGUCGCACAACAGUAUUGUGUUUAUCACCCAAAAAAUUAUAUGUCUAUGAAUUCCUGUAUGAUAGAGAAAUUUGAUAUGUUUUUAUAAGCUCAGUGAAAAAGUGUAGUGACAUGAACAACACUAUCGUCGCAUUGAAAAAGGAUUAUGUGAUUGGUUGAACCAUUGUUUCACAAUAGAAAAAUCUAAAACCAAAAGGUUGUGUGAAUUGAAAAUUGUGAACUUAGUGCGAACGAAAAUGAUGUGUCAAAAUUAAAUGUAAAAAAGAAUCAUUCGUCGUUUAGAAAUCGAUGAAACUUUUUGGGUAAAUAAUAUGUGACUGUGCAAGAUUACUGAACACCGACGAUAUUCCAUUUGAUUCAUUAAUAGGUGUGGUGCCCUUUGGCACAUUUUCCAACAGUCUAACCUUAAAAAACGGCUGUUAAAAUGGAUGAAAAGUGUAACCUAAACAGUUUCGAGUUAAACGAUAAUUCAAAUAAAGUGUUGAACUGAUGUGAUCUAAUGUAAGCAAUACAAAUAACGAAAACGGUGCAAAUUAUGGUCGAAUCGUCGGGUGUACCCCGAAAUAAUCCAACAACGUCAACGGCCGGAUCGGCUCGGUGUGGUGUAUUAGAAACAAGAGUGCGUGGCGCAUGGUAUCGCGUCACAGUCACUUUAGAAUCCGAUUAUUUAUCAGUUAGCUUAGACGAGACUUGUGAUCCUGUCGAUCAUACAACGACACUAAAUGGAACGCUUGGCAGCAACCACAGUGGUAACAAUGGUUCAAGUGGCUCUCUACCGUCUUCUGCUGGACCGUCGCUGAAUUCAGAGGACAUUAACAAUGGUGACCAUCUUCUGAACAAUAAUACAGUAGACAAUGGAAUUGCGGAAGUGUGUGAUGUACCUGACGACGUGGCCAACCAAAAACGUCAUGUUCGUGUUAUUAAAUCAGACAACAAUGGGUUAGGAAUUUCUAUUAAAGGCGGCCGAGAGAAUCGAAUGCCCAUUCUUAUCUCGAAGAUUUUUCGAGGUAUGGCAGCAGAUAGUGCCAAGGGGCUGUACGUUGGUGAUGCGAUUCUUUCGGUGAAUGGAGAAGAACUUAAUCGAUACACACAUGACGAAGCAGUAAAAGCUCUGAAACGGGCUGGAAGAGUUGUUGAUUUGGAAGUAAAAUUUCUACGCGAAGUAACGCCAUAUUUUCGCAAGGCUAGCAUUAUAUCCGAAGUGGGAUGGGAAUUACAAAGAGCAUUUCUUUGUCCCCUCGGGCCUGGCUCUACGUCAUCACCACCGGCGCCACGCAGUCCACCGAGAGCUGACACGAGAUACAUACCGUUACAAUUGACACAUUUAGCGCGAAAUUUAAAGUACCAAGAUCCAGAAAAUCGUUCCAUUGAAUUGCACUCACCCGACGGCAUUCAUUCGUGUAUAUUAAGAGCCACCGAUGCCCAAGAAGCGUUGGGUUGGUUUAAUGCAUUGCAUUCGGUGAUGGCGCGUAAUACACAGCGAGCUCUGCAGGAUGCUAACCGGGCAUUGGCAACGAUAAUUGGUGAACUCAAAUACAUUGGUUGGUUAAGUCGAAAAGCUGGAAAUGAACAGAAUGGACGUUCGAGUUCUGAAAGUUCAGAUGAUACGGAUCGAUGGCAGCCUGUAUUUGUUGCUGUAACCGAUAGAGAACUUAGAAUAUACGAAAGUGCACCAUGGUCAAUUGAAGCCUGGGGUCGACCUGUAGAAAGUGCUCCACUGGCAUCAACGAGACUCGCUGGAGCUGGCAACAAUGCGAACGCAAAUGCAAAUGCAAAUUCAACGAACCAAACGACGAUAUUUUGUGUUAGAUGUGGAACAUCCCGUGGCGUUGUAACGCAUUGGUUGCGAUCCGAAACACAUCGAGAUAUGGCAGCCUGGGCUCGUGCACUUGUACAAGGUAGUCAUAAUGCAGUUAGCUAUCAACGGGAAUUUUUAUUUCGAUGUUUGUAUCAGGGACGUCCAUGUCAACUAAUUGUCCAUUUGGAACGUGGCUUUACAUUACUGGAGGGUGGAUUGGGUCAAACGGCAAAGGCAAUUUGGACAUUUGCAUUUGAUAAACUCAAAGGUUCGGCCGACGAUGGACAUCGAUUGUUAUAUUUGGACUUUGGUGGAGAUGAUGCGGAAAUUGAAAUUGACAUGGAAUGCUGUCCGAAACCGGUUGUAUUUGUACUCCAUAAUUGUUUGUCAGCGAAAGUUCAUUCGUUAACUUCAAUUUUAAAGUUUCUUUUUGGGGAAAAUGAGAGGGAGAAAGAGAACAAUUAAAAAUAAAUUUAAAAUGGAAAUUGGCAACACAGAAAAAAAUAUAGAAAAAACUUGCUCUCGGUUCCAGGCUCUUAUUAAUUAUACGGUGUGCAGUUGUGAAAUCAUAUAAAAUAUACUUUUAACAAUGAGACGUAUAACAAAAAAUUAUUAAUUAAAAAGAAAAAUGAAAAUAAAUGUAACAAAUUGUGAUAAAAUAGUGAGAUUUUUCAUUGAUUUUUAUUUUCUCGUUUCUAUUGUGUAGUUCUGUUAAAUGAAAAAAAAAACUUGUUUUUGUAUAUAAUACAACGUAGCACAGAGCACAUUAAUAUAAUUAUUAUUGAAACAACUAGUGUAUGAAAGGAAAAUGAUUAAUUAACAUGUAGAGUAGGUAACAAAAACAAAAACCCAACUCUAAUAUAGACAAAGAGUUAUAUGACUAGGAAAUUACAUAGACAUAUUUUUAGCCACCAGUACAUAGCGCCCUAGCUCCAAGCAUUAUCAUUCUUAUGUCAGGUGUCAAAAAGACUCCGAUACACGUAAAAUUGCAUGAGUAAUUGCUUUAACUCACACAAAGGAACCAUGCAUACGAAAGAAUCGCGGAUUUCAAAUUAAUGUUCUAUGUUAGUGCUUGUAAGCUAGAGUGCUAUGCCACCAGAAAAUAUCUUUUUUAAGUAAUUAUUACUAGUUGAUUAUUACGUUAUGCAUAUCACACACUGGAGGGAUUGCGAUUUUCACUUAUAAAUAUUAUAAUUCGACAGUCGACUCUUCAUACAGAAGUGUCUUAUAGUUUUCACGUUUCACGACAACUUAUUUAUUGUCAGUGAAAAUCGCAAUCCACUAUCUCUCACCAUUUCUUUUUCAAACGAGAGACCGAUUCUCAUCAUAAUUUUCUUGUAAAUACAAUUUUGUUUUACGUUUGACAUUUAAAUGUAAAUGGAGCUGUUUUUCCAUUGGAUGUAAAUAAUUUUCGUUUUGUUCAUCAUUUCAUUGAAAUUUUCGAUAUUAUUAACAUGAUCCUUCGUCAACAAUGUUGUGAAGGGUAUUAAUGUCAUUGCUUUGGGAGUUAUGGAUAUAAUUCAUAUCGUAAACAUAAUAUUGGUGCAGGACGCAUUAUUUGUUACAAUGUUAUUAACACACAAGAGUGAAACCACAUCAUUCAUCGUUUGGAACUUGACUAUCUUGUAAUUACAGUGGAUUGUCUAUUUCAGGGCUUGUUGUUUGGUGAAAAUAUUUUCUUCAAUUAUUUUGAGCUUGCUCUAGAUUCAAUGAAAUUAUUGAAAAUUCGAGAACAUAAACCAAAUUCUAGUUGUAAACUGGACCUAUAAUGUCGAAAAGUUUGAAGUUUCUUCGCUUUUCAAGUGUUUUAUCGAAUCAGGAAAAUUCGAAAAUUUUCGGAUUGCAUGUUUGUGCGAUGGCGCUGUAGUACAAUUGUUAAAAGUUUCCUAUGUGCACCAGCUAAGUAUCACCAGCUGAUCUACUAACACACACUUACCUUAUGAUAAACAAUCAAAACACUUUCUGAACAAUUUGUUUGCUUCAAUCAUACGUGUUAUGUGCGCGCAUAGAUGACGUUGUUUACAGUGCAAAGUGUUUUUGUUUGUACACCAGCUGGUGAUAUUCAGCUGGUGCUUAUUCUGCACAUAGGAAACU
This is a messenger RNA of Bradysia coprophila, 3903 nucleotides long. It is a transcript of the gene Syn1, whose product is annotated as Syntrophin-like 1. The record is from RefSeq and is a predicted model, not a curated record. NCBI's taxonomy places the organism in Eukaryota, Metazoa, Arthropoda, Insecta, Diptera, Sciaridae. Gene Ontology annotation, molecular function: protein binding; structural molecule activity. Gene Ontology annotation, cellular component: intracellular anatomical structure; dystrophin-associated glycoprotein complex.